AAAAAGUGGAAAUAACUAAGUCUUGAAGUGUAUCCCAAGUACUCCAACCAUGAUGUCCGAAAUGCUGCACCGACCCGUUUCCCUUGGGAGUAAAAGAUCCCCCGAUCCGAUCGAUCUGUUCCUGGAGCAGCACCUUCUCUUCCGGAAGCACACGGUGAGGAACGCCUCGUGCUUGUUCCGCGUGGUCGCCGAGCAGGUCUAUGACACCCAGAUGCUGCACCACGAGGUGCGCAUGGAGUGCGUACGCUACAUGUUCCGGAAAAGGAGCAGUUUCCGGCGAUUUGUGAGUGGCGACUACGACGAGUACCUGUGGCGCCUGCAGAUGCCCAGGACGGCGGGCACCAUGCUGGAGCUAUGCGUCCUGGGCCACCUGUACCGCCGGAACGUGAUCAUUUACAAACCCUUCGACCUGGGCGAUCUGGUCAUCCACCGCGAGGGCUACCCGGAGACCCUGAGGGUUUUUGUUAACCACCGCGGGCACUUUGACUCCGUGCUGAUGAAGUCGGAAAUCGAGCUGGCCGCCAUUGGCCAAGCCGUGGCCUUCAAGUUGCUCUACAAGCACUUCUUCCGCCUGCCGGACAUCGAUCUUGCCGUGGAAUGGAUGCUCCAUCCGGAGACCUUCAGAUGGGGCACCGACUUGGAGUUCGAUCACCGCGGCAAUGCCAUCCGGUUGCUGUGCAGCAACGGUCGCAGCUUCAAGCUCGACCGCCCCUCACAUACAUCUUGCAUCCUCGCCAACUACCAAGGUUGCCCGUUCCACAAUCCCAGGCUGAAGGUUCGCCGCUUCAUGGUGUCCUGCAUGCGACGUCUCCUGGAACGGAAUCGCCCGCCCAUUUCCUAUCUGACAGCCAAGUCCUUGGAUCCCUAUAUGUACCGCAACGUCGAGCUUAAUUGCCUGCAGGAAGACCUACGCAAGUCGAUCAACUCGAAUGUCUAUAAAGGAGACUAUAACUUCAAGGUGGGAGCCAAGUGCCAGGUGGAGUCAGAGGUUAGCCAGCGGUUAAGCGUUUGCCAUAUCCAGGCUAUCAGCGAGGAUAAAUCCUCCUGCCUGGUGUUUGUCGAAGGGCAGGGCAAAUUUAAAGACGUUCCCUAUAACAAUCUACAUCCGUUGCCGCCAAAUGAGUUUCAACCUUGGGACUGCAAGCCCAAGGAGCGAUCCGAACGAAACCGACGCUUCAAGUUGAGACGCAUGAAUCACCAAAUGAAUCAUCGUCAAAACAUAAAAAAGGCUGCUCCAGGUCGCAAAAAGUUGUCUCAGCCGACUCCGACCAUCCAAUGUCAUCAAGUGGCGCCUCUGCCUGACCAGCAGCUUGCUUCGGCUCCGUCUGUACCUCAGGUUUCCAUGCCCCCAUCGCAAACCACUCUCCGCCCGGUAUUCCUACCGCCUUCUCUCGUUGGGCCUCCAGGAGUGGUGCAGCAUAACCAGGAAUUGCUGCCCAACUCAAUUCAACCGCAGCACUUGAUGUUUCGUCCUUGCGGACCAAUCUUUUAUGUCACACCACCAAGAGCUGAAGCUGCGCCAGGCCUAGUACCGCAUCCUUUUGUUGUGCGCAACUCCGUGGUGAUCCAUUCGAAUCCGGAGCCCAACCCGCCUCCUACUUAGUUGCUGCCAAACGAGUAUAAUGCUUAAAUUUUUUUGUCUUCUGUAGAUUAAAAAAACUGAUAAAUAAUUAAUUUUUAUCUGUAUAAAAAAUAUCAUGUUUU
This is a messenger RNA of Drosophila biarmipes, 1704 nucleotides long. RefSeq names its product protein ovarian tumor locus. Lineage: Eukaryota; Metazoa; Arthropoda; Insecta; Diptera; Drosophilidae. The record is from RefSeq and is a predicted model, not a curated record. The transcript is spliced from 2 exons. Bases 50 to 1603 code for a protein of 517 amino acids.